Molecule: messenger RNA, 2317 nt
Organism: Suricata suricatta (meerkat)
Lineage: Eukaryota; Metazoa; Chordata; Mammalia; Carnivora; Herpestidae
Product: RNA polymerase-associated protein LEO1
Exons: 12
Coding region: 172-2169 (665 amino acids)
Biological process (GO): transcription elongation by RNA polymerase II; positive regulation of transcription elongation by RNA polymerase II
Cellular component (GO): nucleus; Cdc73/Paf1 complex
Molecular function (GO): RNA polymerase II C-terminal domain phosphoserine binding
Source: RefSeq, a predicted model, not a curated record
UUUGUGCACACAGUGGACGUAGGGGAGUCAAUGAGCAGGCAAAAACCAGGUCACAGAAGGGAAGGAGGCUUUCGGCGAAUCUUUGCGACACUGUCGCGUUUCGUUGGUUCCGUGCCGUAAACACAGUCGCGGAGGCGCUCCCAGCCGAGGCAGCGGCGGCCGUGGGGGUCAAUGGCGGAUAUGGAGGACCUUUUCGGGAGCGACGCCGAAAGCGAUGCUGAGCGUAAAGAUUCAGAUUCUGGAUCAGACUCGGAUUCUGAUCAAGAGAAUGUUGCUUCUGGCAGUAAUGCCUCUGGAAGUGAAAGUGAUCAAGAUGAAAGGGGUGAUUCAGGAAAGCCAAGUAAUAAGGAACUGUUUGGAGAUGACAGUGAGGAUGAGGGAGCUUCACAUCACAGUGGGAGCGAUAAUCACUCUGAAAGAUCAGACAAUAGGUCAGAAGCUUCUGAGCGUUCUGACCAUGAAGACAAUGACCCCUCAGAUGUUGAUCAGCAUAGUGGAUCCGAAGCUCAUAAUGAUGAUGAAGACGAAGGUCAUAGAUCAGAUGGAGGGAGCCACCAUUCAGAAGCAGAAGGUUCUGAAAAAGCACAUUCAGAUGAUGAAAAAUGGGACAGAGAAGAUAAAAGUGACCAGUCAGAUGAUGAAAAGAUACAAAAUUCCGAUGAUGAGGAGAGAGCACAAGGAUCUGAUGAAGAUAAGCUGCAGAAUUCUGAUGAUGAUGAGAAAAUGCAAAACACAGAUGAUGAGGACAGGCCUCAGCUUUCAGAUGAUGAGAGACAACUGUCAGAAGAGGAGAAGGCUAAUUCUGAUGAUGAACAGCCAGUAGCUUCUGAUAAUGAUGAUGAGAAACAGAAUUCUGAUGAUGAAGAACGGCCACAGAUGUCUGAUGAUGAGAAAAUGCAGAAUUCUGAUGAUGAAAGGCCACAGGCCUCAGAUGAAGACCACAGGCAUUCAGAUGAUGAAGAGGAACAGGACCAGAAAUCAGAAUCUGCAAGAGGCAGUGACAGUGAAGAUGAAGUUUUACGGAUGAAACGCAAAAAUGCAAUUGCCUCUGAUUCAGAAGCAGAUAGUGACACUGAGAUUCCAAAAGAUAACAGUGGAACCAUGGAUCUGUUUGGGGGUGCAGAUGAUAUAUCUUCAGGGAGUGAUGGAGAAGAUAAACCACCUACUCCAGGGCAGCCUGUUGAUGAAAAUGGAUUGCCUCAGGAUCAGCAGGAGGAGGAACCAAUUCCUGAGACCAGAAUAGAAGUAGAAAUACCCAAAGUCAACACUGAUUUAGGAAACGAUUUAUAUUUUGUUAAAUUGCCCAACUUUCUCAGUGUAGAGCCCAGACCUUUUGACCCUCAGUAUUAUGAAGAUGAAUUUGAAGAUGAGGAAAUGCUGGAUGAAGAAGGUCGAACCAGGUUAAAAUUAAAGGUAGAAAAUACUAUAAGAUGGAGGAUACGCCGGGAUGAGGAAGGAAAUGAAAUUAAAGAAAGCAACGCUCGGAUAGUCAAGUGGUCAGAUGGAAGUAUGUCUCUGCAUUUAGGCAACGAAGUGUUUGAUGUUUACAAAGCUCCACUACAGGGAGAUCACAACCAUCUUUUUAUAAGACAAGGUACUGGUCUACAGGGACAAGCUGUUUUUAAAACCAAACUCACAUUCAGACCUCACUCUACAGACAGCGCCACACAUAGGAAGAUGACCCUGUCACUUGCGGAUAGAUGUUCAAAGACACAGAAGAUUAGAAUCCUGCCGAUGGCUGGACGUGAUCCUGAGUGCCAACGCACUGAAAUGAUUAAGAAAGAAGAAGAACGUUUGAGGGCUUCUAUUCGUAGGGAGUCUCAGCAGCGCCGAAUGAGAGAGAAGCAGCACCAGCGGGGGCUGAGUGCUAGUUACCUAGAACCUGAUCGGUACGAUGAGGAGGAGGAAGGCGAGGAGUCCAUCAGCCUGGCUGCCAUUAAAAACCGAUAUAAAGGGGGCAUUCGAGAGGAACGAGCCAGAAUCUACUCGUCAGACAGUGAUGAGGGGUCGGAAGAAGACAAGGCUCAGAGACUACUCAAAGCAAAAAAACUGACCAGUGAUGAGGAAGGGGAACCUUCUGGAAAGAGAAAAGCAGAAGAUGAUGAUAAAGCAAAUAAAAAGCAUAAGAAGUACGUGAUCAGUGAUGAAGAGGAAGAAGAUGAUGAUUGAAGAAUAAUGUGAAAACAUUUUAUGUAUUUUUUGUACAGUUUAUUAAAUAUGAUGUAAACAUGAGUUAUUUUGAUUGAAAUGAAUUGCUUUGCUUUUGUGUAAUUUUAAUUGUAAUAAAAAAUUUUAAAGCAAGUCUCUGCUCAGGAAA